Molecule: messenger RNA, 3159 nt
Organism: Cannabis sativa
Lineage: Eukaryota; Viridiplantae; Streptophyta; Magnoliopsida; Rosales; Cannabaceae
Product: ubiquitin-like modifier-activating enzyme 5
Exons: 14
Coding region: 135-1415 (426 amino acids)
Biological process (GO): protein ufmylation
Cellular component (GO): cytoplasm; cytosol
Molecular function (GO): UFM1 activating enzyme activity
Source: RefSeq, a predicted model, not a curated record
GCUCUCCUGCCGAUUUGGGAAAGGCGCGUGCUGUAACAGAGAAGUACGAACUCGUGUAAGGAAGGAAUCGACAUACAGUGAGAUCGGAGAGAGAGAGAGAGAGAGAGAGAGAGAGAGAGAGAGAGAGAGAAGCAAUGGAGGAAGAGCUGAAAGAGGUGCUGAAGGAGCUCAAUUCUCUGAAGCAAUCGUUCACUGAUCCUUCUCACCGAGCGCCAAUUGACAAGAUACAAUUGCAUGUGGAACGUAUUGCAAAUCUUGGAAACUCUGGACUUGUUCGGCGUUCUAAAGUAAAGGAUAUGAGUGCGGAGGUUGUGGAUAGCAAUCCAUACAGUAGGCUCAUGGCUCUUCAGAGAAUGGGCAUUGUGGAGAACUAUGAAAGAAUACGGGAUUUCUCUGUUGCCAUUGUUGGAGUAGGUGGUGUGGGAAGUGUGGCAGCUGAAAUGCUAACAAGAUGUGGUAUAGGUCGCCUUUUGUUGUAUGAUUAUGACAAAGUGGAGCUGGCUAACAUGAACCGGCUAUUUUUUCGUCCAGAGCAGGUUAACAUGACAAAGACAGAUGCUGCUGUACAGACACUUUCUGACAUAAAUCCUGAUGUUGUACUUGAGAGCUAUACGCUGAACAUCACUACAGUGCAAGGUUUUGAUACAUUUGUAUCAAGUUUGAAAAAUAAAUCUUUUCGGCCGAACAAAGAAGGUAGUGGAGUGGAUCUUGUACUUAGCUGUGUGGAUAACUAUGAAGCGAGGAUGGCUGUUAACCAGGGUUGCAACGAACUGAACCAGACAUGGAUGGAAUCUGGUGUAUCCGAAGAUGCUGUGUCAGGUCAUAUUCAGUUGCUGAUUCCAGGCGAAACUGCCUGUUUUGCAUGUGCACCUCCUUUGGUUGUGGCAUCUGGAGUAGAUGAACGUACGCUAAAGCGUGAAGGGGUUUGUGCUGCAUCUUUACCUACCACAAUGGGAGUUAUUGCUGGGCUUCUAGUCCAAAACACACUUAAAUUUUUGCUGAACUUUGGGCUGGUCUCCCCAUACUUGGGAUACAAUUCUCUUAAAGACUUCUUCCCAACCAUGGAAAUGAAGCCAAAUCCUCAAUGUUCAAAUGGAGCUUGUAUGGAACGGCAGAAAGAGUACUUAAUUUUAAAGCCAGCCAGGGAUGCUGCAGCUAAAGCAAAAAUGGAAGCUGAAACAUCUUUGGUUGUUGAAGCCCCACUUCAUCUUGAUAAUGAAUGGAGUAUAAGUGUUGUCGAUGAAAGUGAGCUGGAUAAGGUGGACGCCAAAACUUCAGAUGCUCUACCAGAUGGUCUUAUUAGGGAGCUUCCAAGUGCAGAUGAUUACCAAACACAGCCCAAUGAAGCAUCAGCUUCUUCUAAUAUUGACGAUUUAGAAGAUCUUCGAAAGCAGCUUGAAGCUCUCAACGGUUAAUUAUGGUUACAAAACCCAGACAAAGCACUCUUGUCAACCCCAAUUUUCAUUAAAAAGAUACGCAUAAAGUUUAAGCCAAGCCAACAUUAAUUUUUCUUUUUUAAUUUAUUUACUUUCAGUCUACAGAAAAACUCAUACAAAACAAUUGUGAAAAGUAGUCAAAUUUUGGAAACUUUUCAUCAAAGAAAGAAAGAAUUCUGAAGCUCCACAUCAGCAAAAAAGCACAUGACCCUGGUUGGUGGUAACUACCUAAAAGAGUAAUGAUAUGACACUAAAAUUAUGCACCAAAAUAUUAGAGACUCAUUUUGGUGUAUAACUACCUAAAUUAACGAUCGAAUCAAAAUUUCUGAGGAAUAGAAAAUAGGAGCUUGUUUGGGUUUUCAGAUUUUAAAAUUGUGUUUUUAAAAGUGAGAAUAGAAAACAGUUUUUUGUCAUUUUAAAAAUUUAAUAGUGUUUCUCACAAAUUUUUAAAAACUAUCUUUAGAUUUUUUUUUAGGAAAAAAAAAAUUAACUUUUUAACACCAUACCAUGACAUUAACCCAUUCGGGUCCAAGUUUGGGUAUGGUUUCAGAUUUGGGAUCUGAGUAUGUGAGUAAAAUACAAAAUAUAAUAUAUUAGACAAAAAAAAAUGUUUUUGAAAAUUGAAAACAGUAUUUUGAUGUUUACUGUUUUUUAAUUUUUUAAAACUUUAAAAAACUAUUUUUAAAAAAUUUUGCCAAACGACCUCUAUUAGUUUUUAAAAAUUGUUUUUAAUUUUAAAAAACAGAAAAUAAUUUUUAAAUUGUAAAGCAAAUAGCCUCUUAACUUUUUUCCACUAUAAUCUCAACUUUGAUCCCAUUUCCAAGUCAUAGUUGGAAAGUCUUAAGAUAUGUCUAAUUCUUUAAAAAGAGGUACAAAAUAUGCUAUGCUAUUUAUAAUUGAUGAGUGGUCCUUUAGUUGGGGCUUGAAUUGAAGUGGUCAAUAAUCAAAGGAAGAAAGAGGAAUAGAAUAGAGGCUAGAGAAGAGAGGGAGGCUUUAAGUUGAUUAAUAUAAUAUUACUGUGUUAAGAUCUUACGUAAUUCGAAUUGCAACUACCCAAAAAUAAAGUGGAAGUUAGUGCCCAUAAAAAUUGGUCACCAAAUAUUUUUAAACCAUCGAACUACCUAUUGAGAAAUUCUUUCAAUACAAAUAAAUAAAAUAAAAAUACAAAGGGAACAAUCAAGGACUAUUCUAGUCGACCCACUUUAAUUUCUUUUGUUAUUUAAUGGUCUUUUCCUUUUCAAUAAAAUAAAAUCUGUAGGGUAGGUAUUGUGAGUUAAGGGAAUGAAAAAUACAAUUGACUUUUGUUUUAAGAUCAUUUGAUUAGCCACCUUUAAAGAAAGAAUCAUUUUAUUAUUUUUAGUUAUUCAUUUAAUAUACAUAGUCUGAUGUUGAACCUAAUCUCUAGGAUUUUUUUUUUAAUUUUUUUUUCUCUUUGAGGAGAUAUAUAUACUCUAGAGUUUGUAGACUUAAUUUGUGUCUAAUUAAAAGAAAUUAUUAAUAAUAAUAUCAACUUCUUAUGUGUGUAGUAUAGCUUAUAUAUAUAUUGUUUGUAGAUAAUGUGCACCAUCACACAAAAAUGAUAGAGACAAAUACAAUGUUUACUACAUCAAUCUUUUCCCCCACUUUUUAAGGGUCCUUUCUAACCAAAAAAAUAUUAUACAAUAAUUGAUAUUUUAUUAAUAAUUCUGUUUUUGGAGUGUGAACAUGAGAAAUUUCAAAGAAA